This is a messenger RNA of Pocillopora meandrina, 1661 nucleotides long. The record is from the annotation of a GenBank genome assembly. Lineage: Eukaryota; Metazoa; Cnidaria; Anthozoa; Scleractinia; Pocilloporidae.
AUGCAGUUACAGUCGAGUGAAAACGUUACGAAAUUUUUCGCACAAUCUGCCACCCCAGUCAUCUACGACAUCAAGGAAUGCUUUCUUUUUGACCUGAACUUUGCUUCAGCUAAAUAUCUCUUCGUCACCCACAUUCUAACCACCAUUGUGAACUUCGUCUUCUCUGCGUCAGCGAUUGGUGGGAAUUCCAUCGUGAUCUUCAGUGUUUGGAAAACGCCCUCACUUCAAACGCCAUCGAACGUUUUUAUAUGCUGCCUCGCCUUUAGUGAUUUAGCAGUUGGCUUGUUGACUCAGCCAUGUUUUGUUGUUCAUAAGGUCGGUGAAAUGUUCCAUCGCGUCGAAAUGUAUUGCACCACCAGAAUGCUACUCGAGUCACUGGGAAAUAUUACAACAGGAACUUCAGUACUCACAAUGACGGGAAUAGCCGCGGAAAGAUGGCUUGCUUUGUAUUUCCAUUUGCGUUACAACAGAGUAUUAACCUGUACUCGAGUCCUUUCCGCAGUGGCAUGUUUCUGGGGCGUUUUUGUCGUCUUCGCCGUACUCCGGGUUUCUGUUUUGCGCCCAGAGGCGUACACCGCCAUCUUAACCACCGUAAUUGCACUUUGUUUUCUCUCUAUUUGCCUGGCCUACAUUAAAAUCUUGCGAUGUGUUAAACGACAUGAGCGUCAAAUUCAAGCAGUACAAACGGAGGUCAAGAGAUCUGGUCGACAAAUCGAGCAAACCGCGAGUCGCUUGAGAAAUAUUCUACGCUACAAGAAGUCAACAAUUGCCAUGAUUGUCGUCGUUGGUUUUUUCACGGCUUGUUUUGCGCCUCUCAUGUGCGUUAUACUUGCCUACAAGAUGUUGGGAUACACCACUCCGGUGAAAACGGCCUUUAUGUACGCAUCAACGAUAGCCUUUCUAAACAGCUCAUUGAAUCCUCUGGUAUAUUGUUGGAGAAUACGAACUUUGAGAACCGCCAUUAAAACGGUUUUAGGAGAAAGAAUGCGUAGAAAAGGAAUCUAACCUCCAGGUAACUAAGAUGCGCUUAGCGUUCAGAUCAGCACCGCAAAGAUUUUAAUGAGAUCCUUAGGUAAAGGUGCAGUACUAAUGAUGUGUUCGUUUCAAAAUAGAAUCAUGCCAUUUUAUUUCCGCGAUGAAAAACGUAAACAUAAAAAUUUUUCUGCUCCGUUUAUAGCGAGUAUAUUCACUUGACAGGUAUCAGUGAGAAUAAUCUAGUAUAUUAUGAAAUGUUCAGAGAAAUGCGCGCGCCAUGAUUGGUCAGAACGAGUUCAUUAUAUUUCCAUAAAGCACGCGCCUUACGUCACACGAGUGCAUUGUUGAGAUAUAAUGUUCGCAGCCUACGUCAUCGGUAUGAGCGCGCGUAAUUCACGAUACAUUUUAUAAAAGAAAUAAAAAACUUGUUCCUCGAGCAUUGUUGAGUUAUGUAAGCACCUUCGGCUCGUGCUCCGCAUUUCUCUCGUGUUCUUAAAAAUUCCCGCGUGCUUCUAUAACUCAACAAUACACUCGGCGCGUUUUUUAUUCCUUUACUGUAAAAUUAUCUAAGAUCAUGAACUCGACAUGCUUCAUAAUUCUUUGUUUGUUUGUUUUUUUUUAUAGAAACUUCUAGUCCUGACAUAGUAAUCUGUCCUAUAAUAUGGGUGUCAAAUCCUCUAGACUGA